AUGGUUGCAAGGAUACCACUAUUUCAACUUAAGUCUAGGAUACUCAGAUAUUCCAUCCCAACUUUAGUCACUGUUACUGGUGCUGUAAUUGUAUGGAAGUCCCUAGGGAUAAGAACUCCCUCGAGAACUGAAUUAUCGCCGACACAUUUCACUCCAUACAAGAUAUCAUACAGACAGGACAUUGAUGCAUCCCAUUAUUUAUUGGAACUAACACCAUCUAACCCUCAAAAGACUAACAUUUGGGAACAGAUUCCACGCAACGUGAUAUGGUCCGUCGAGAUAAAACAACCGGAAAUAAUGGUUGUGAGAAACUAUACACCUGUACCCUUAUCCUUCGUUCAAGAUCAUAAUGACCUGAUACCUAUGACCGAUAAGAAUGACACUGGAAAAUUAGUAUUUUACUUAAAACAAUAUUCUAAUGGUGAAGUUGCUAGAUGGCUACAUAGAUUACCAGUGAAUUCUACUGUGGAAAUAAGAGGACCGUUUAUUGAUUACAAAUUUCAGGAAACAGAUAACACUAAGUUCGAUGUCUCCAUGUUUACAGCAGGUGCUGGGGUAGUCACGGCGUUCCAAUUAUUAUUAUCGCCAUCAUCCAAAAAUGAUUUUAGAGGAAGUGUGCGAUUGUUCCAUUCAUGUGGUUCAUUGAAUGAAUUGGGUCCCCUAAAGAAAAUUAUGUUUAGUUUACAACAUGACAAUGGUCCAAUCGAUAUGAAAUUUUUUGAAUCCGAGAAAGGUGAUGAUAUAAGAACUCAAUUAAAGAGUGUGUCGCAGUUGUUCCCACAAUUUAAACCUUCUCAACUUGGUAGGAGUAAUUUAAGACAAUUAGCUCUUGUAUGUGGCCCUGAAGGUUUCAUUGAUACUGUUGCUGGUGCCAGCGUUGAUCUUGAACAAGGGCCUGUAGGUGGGAUACUUAAGCAAAAUGGAUGGCCUAGGGAGAAUGUAUUUAAGUUUUUAUAG
Messenger RNA from Naumovozyma castellii, 957 nucleotides. RefSeq names its product oxidoreductase (gene CYC2). Bases 1 to 957 code for a protein of 318 amino acids. The record is from RefSeq and is a predicted model, not a curated record. The transcript has a single exon. Lineage: Eukaryota; Fungi; Ascomycota; Saccharomycetes; Saccharomycetales; Saccharomycetaceae.